AUGAAUUCUCCCAGCUCCUCGAGCUCUUUCUGCUCUUCAAGCUCAUCUCCGAGCUCCCUUGUACUGUACUCCCCGGACACUUGUCAAGUUUGUGGGCAGAAAUCUCAUGGAAAGCAUUUUGGAGCAGUCACAUGUCGAGCCUGUGCUGCGUUUUUCAGACGUUGCGGUUCGGCGAACAACUUUAAACCCUGCAGACGGAAUAUGAAUUGCGAGUUUUUGAAAAAUGGAUGGUUCAACUGCAAACCGUGUCGGCUGAAAAAAUGUCAGGAUGUGGGAAUGACCAUUGAGAAUUUUCAAUUCGAUCGGGACUCAUUUUCCCCGAAAAAGGCAAAAAUUGCACUUGAAAACUUCCAUAACCAAGUGCCAUUUUCCAUUGCAACAUUCACAGGUCGAUCAAAUUUGAUAGUAAUCUCUGCGCCGACUGAAGAGGAAUGCAUUCCAAAAUGUUAUAUUGACGUGCAGUUUCUUAUCGAUAAACUGUCAAAUGUUCUGAAAGAAGGGCCAGAGGUUCCUCUUCAUACUCCAAAUGCUCUGGAAAAGCUCGCUCUCGGCCUUCAAAUAAUUCGAGGAAGGAAGCGAGAGCUGAAGUUGAUCACGAAACUUGGCAAAGAAGAAACUCUUGGAUUAUGGCAAGAUGACAUGAUGAAGGUGGCCAAGUGGCUCACUUAUUUUGAUGAUUUUCAGCAGCUCUCACAUAGAAUGCGGUCCGAAAUGCUCAAGGGAAUGUGGAAGGUGUGGAGUCGCCUGGAGACGCUGGCUCUUACAGCAAUGGGUCGCAGGCUUAUGAUUUGCCAAAAGGAUAUGAUCAUGACACAUACCGAAAAAGAGCAAGUGAUGGCUCAUCCGAAGCAAAUAGAAGUUGACAUUUCGUGGUGUUCGAGGUAUACGCUGGAGCAGUUGAGAUUCUUCGCCGACAGUGACCUCGAUGACCGCAACGAGCAGGUAAUUCAGGCUAUGAUGGAGCUGCAGCCAACUGAUGUAGAACUUUCCUACAUGAUGUGCCAAGCUUGCCUUCAUUACGCCGGUAAACGUUAUCAAGGAGAGGUGCUGGAAAUUGCUGAAAGGUUCCAAGAGACCCUGUCAAAUCAUCUACACGAUUACUAUGUGAAUCGUAUGAAUAUGCCUCAGUACUCGAUGAGAGUUGCCAACCUGAUGAAGAUCAAUAAUCAUAUUCAGCUCGACAUAUACCGAGGCCGUGUGAAAUACGAUCUGGCGAGGGUGUUUGAUGUCUUUUACCUGGAGUUCUCACAUCCGGAAGUCUUCAUUGAUCUUUGAUUUUUUAUGUAUAAUUUAUGAAACUCAGUGCUAUAAAAGUAACUGAUCUUUGAAA
Caenorhabditis elegans is the source of this 1330-nucleotide messenger RNA. RefSeq names its product Nuclear hormone receptor family member nhr-55 (gene nhr-55). The record is from RefSeq and is marked reviewed. Gene Ontology annotation, molecular function: RNA polymerase II cis-regulatory region sequence-specific DNA binding; zinc ion binding; DNA-binding transcription factor activity. Gene Ontology annotation, biological process: regulation of DNA-templated transcription. Gene Ontology annotation, cellular component: nucleus. Lineage: Eukaryota; Metazoa; Nematoda; Chromadorea; Rhabditida; Rhabditidae.